AACAACGAUAGACUCCAGAAGAAAUAAAAAAGAUGGAGGCGCAUAAAGCCGACAGGUGGGGCAUACGGCAAUCGCCAUCACCACUACCACCACCAAUCCUAAUUUUGUUUUCUUUGUUAAAACUAGUUGUCGUCUAUAGAAUCCUCGAAACUUAAACCACUUCUUCUCUUUCUUCUUUGUUUUACUUGAUCUUUUUAUGUAAACAAUCUGUCUUGUUUGUUCUUCUUCUUCUUUUUCUUUUCUCUCUGUAGAUAUGUCUGCAAGUGGGUCAGUUUCGACGGUGUCUAGAGAUGAUAAUCUGGUUUCAUCUUCUGAGGAUUCUUCCUGUCCGGAUGAUUCCGACCUCCAGUUGGGCCUUGGUUUAAGUCUUGGUGGGGGUGGGGCUGGUAAUUCUGCGUUUAAGCUUCAACAACAAGCGUCUUUUGGUGCUCAAUAUGCUACGAGUCUCACGGCUAAAAAUUUCCCUUCUUCCUCUUCUUUCUCUUCUUCCUCUUCUUCUUUGGGCAAACCUAGUCAUGCCUCUUGUGCCAAGAGAAGUGCUGAUUCUGUGGCUAAUGCUUACAGCAGUCAAGUAGUAGGAUGGCCUCCUAUUAGGGCAUACAGGAUGAACAACAUAACCAAUCAAGCAAAGUCAGUAGCCACUGAUGAAUACAACUCAAUGAUUGAGAAAAACAAAAGAAAGAAUGGUGUGGUAGAGAAUACUACCAAUGGCAGCAACAAGAACUAUGGUACUGGUAAAACCAAGACUUCCCUGUUUGUGAAGGUGAAUAUGGAUGGAAUUCCAAUUGGAAGGAAGGUUGAUCUGAGUACUCAUAGCUGCUAUGAGACCUUAGCACAGACUCUGGAGGAUAUGUUCCUCAGGCCAACUAUAAAUGUUACUGGAAUAAGCAUACAGGAACAUGACACAAGGGUAGAAGCAACAAGAAGUUUGAAAUUGCUGGAUGGAAUGUCUGACUUUGUGCUUACUUAUGAGGACAAGGAGGGAGAUUGGAUGCUUGUUGGAGAUGUUCCUUGGGGGAUGUUCCUUACCUCUGUGAAGCGGCUUAGAAUCAUGAGGACAUCUGAAGCUACUGGACUUGGUCCAAGGAUACAAGAAAGUAGUGGAAGACAGAGAAACAAGCCCAUCUAAGCUUGUUUUCUUUUUAACCUAAUGAGAUUAAAACUCACACAUUUUAGGAGAUACACAAAAGCGAAAAAAAAAGUGAUACUAAACAAUGCAGUUAUUUUGAGAAAUCGAGAUCAGUCCCCUACAUGUCUUUGUUUGCGGUUGCUGUUUUAUUUUUGUUCAUUCCUCGUUGCAAGUCUCUUGGAAUUCUCACCAUACUUUUUGGAAGCCAAAGCACCUUACUUGUCUAUGUAAUACAUACAUGCACACUUAGGUGAACUCUAUGUUUGAUGCUGUGUAUACUGGAGCACUUCAGGUUUUGUUUUGACGCACCUAAAAAUGAGAUCUGUUUUUCCUUGUUUUUUGGUUUUCUGUUUCUGGGUUAAGCUGUUCCACAUUUGUUUUUCCUCUUAAUCAUCAAAGUAGUAGUUAAACGUUGUAAUGUUGGAAAUAUUUUAUGGCACAAUAAUGGAAUAACAGAGACUUAUCAUCA
Messenger RNA from Mangifera indica (mango), 1598 nucleotides. Its product is annotated as auxin-responsive protein IAA11-like. The record is from RefSeq and is a predicted model, not a curated record. Gene Ontology annotation, biological process: regulation of DNA-templated transcription. Gene Ontology annotation, cellular component: nucleus. The coding region runs from base 254 to 1129 and encodes 291 amino acids. Gene Ontology annotation, molecular function: protein binding. The transcript is spliced from 5 exons. Lineage: Eukaryota; Viridiplantae; Streptophyta; Magnoliopsida; Sapindales; Anacardiaceae.